UGCGCUCUAAAGUGUUCGUUCUUUUCAGAAUUUUUACGUUUAUGUGUAAUUAAACACAAAUAUUUAACUUGUGCAUUUAUAAUAAUGAUAUAUAAUGCAUUGUUAACGUUAAUAGUUCUUGUGUAAGCUUACACCAGCCCUUCCAAACCAACAUGUCUUUUUUUCGCUAUGUGUAAGAGAAGUGUAAACUGUAGACUCGGUUUCGGCAAUGUGAGAGUGUUCAAUCAAAUGGUAGUGACAAGGUUGCUCCGCUAUAAAGCAAUUUAACUGGUUGCAUUCGAUUGACGGAUUGAGAACUGCAUUAAGGCGAAAAAUCAACAAUUCAACAAAAAAUAUAUGAGAAAAAAGGCGAAAAAUCAGCAAAAACACAACAGCCACACAGUGCGUAGGCAGCGGUAUUUGCACAGCAUUAAGUUUUGUUAGAACAACAAACAACAACAAUUCUACAGUUCAUUUGCGUUCGCAAAUAAACAAUAGCGAGCGAUUGUGAGCGAAAAAAAUUACGCCAGACACAAAACAACGUGAAUACUGCAAUCGGGCAAAGCUUAAGGACAACAAGUAGAGUGAGCAGAGGAGCAAGCUUAACAGUAUUAACGGUGCCCUUUUGGGUGUCAGCGGCUGCGGCGUUAACACGCGCGGCGGCCUUGACAGCUGUUUUUCUAGGACAACGGGAUCAGCAGCGCAUAUCUCACAUCCAUUUUCGGGAACCUUGUUGGUUCUGUUUUGGAAGCUGCCAAACUGCCAAUUGUGCGUAUUUGUAAUUUUAAUGGCAUUUCGUUGUUUGUUAUAUGCCACAAAAGAUGAACAAUGAACAAAUUGGUGUUUCAUCAAUAUCAUCAACAACCUUAUCAUCAUCCGCAACAUCCACAUCUGCAGCUGGCAGUAGCAGCCCAGCUGCUGCGCAACUCAUCAAGGCCAUAUCAACAGGCGCCGCAACCGCCACCGGUACCGGCAACGCCAAAGACAAAGACACAAAUAUUGCCACAUUGGUAACAAAAAUCCAAGCGAUUAUACCCGAUACGCCCAUCGUUUCGAUUGCCGCCGGCACGUUGAGUGAGAGCACCUCAACAACCACAUCGACUAAGACGACACCGACGCCCUAUUUCCAGGAGCAGCUAACCACCUUAAUGUCGCACAAUGUAAAGCUGGAGCAGCGUCCGGCCAACGACAGCAGCACCAGCAACAGCUGCAGCAACAAUAACAAUAGUCAAUCAGCAGCUGCCUCUGCGCCUAGCCAAAAUCAUGUGGCGCCCGCUGAUAAGAAAAACAAUAGCAGUAACAGCAACAGCGCUGCCGGCGGUGGCAGCAGCAGCAGCACCACCACCAUUGCGAACGCCGCGCAUCACAAUUUGAAUUUAACUCCGCUACUGAGCAAAUCUGGCCAACCAGCGCCCGAGGUGAUUGCCGCCGCAACUGCGCUGCAUCAGCGACGCGGGGCGACCACCAAAGGCAAGACCCAAGAUGACCAAAAUGUGGGCAAGCGUCAGAAGAAUAAAAAGACAAAGUACGAUGCUUGGGAGGAUAGCGAAAUAAAUGAUCUCGACGACGCAUCAUUAAAGAAACUGCUCGAGGAGGCCUAUUGGUAUCGCAAUCCGGGCGACAGAAAAAACAAAAGCGAGCGUUUUCUGCAAAUGCUCAAAAAGGCUGAGUACGACGAGGCGAAUUCUUAUCGUGCCAUCAAAACCUGUCUAACACGCAAUACGUCCGCAUCAUCAUCAACGUCCAGCGGCUAUUACGGCCACAGCAGCAGCGUCGGCAGCGGCAGCAACUUCGGAGCGCACAACAGCAGCAGCAGCUAUCACACAAACCAUCGGACAGCGUCGCAGCGUCAUAAGCAGGGGGGCUCUCUGCAGGACUUGGUCGAGGCGACGCAUCGCAGCGAGCUGGCAACAACGUCAUCAGCGGCGGCAGUAGCAGCAACCCAACGUUUCAACUGUGAUUAUCAGCUUAUUGGCGCCAGUAGCAGCAGUGGUGGCAACAGCAACGCCCGCGCCAAUCGACGCCAGCAGCACAACAACAACAGCAGCAGCAGCAGCAACAACCAAAACUCCGCCUUAGCUGGCAAGAAGUUGAAGAACAACAACAACAGCAACAACUCAUCCGUGUCAGCGCGACAACGCGAAGGCAGCAGCUUGCCAAGCACCGUCAACUUUGAGAUGGCCAACAUGGAUGCCAAGCAAAAGCUAGCCAUUGGUGAUGAAGGCGUGGCAAGCGAUGUCAAUCCGAAUCCCAAUCUCAAUCCCAAUCCGAAUCCGAAUGCCGCCAAUACUACUAACACCAAAGGCAAUCGCAACGACACCGGCAGCUGCAGCAGCUCGCCCAAUCAACUGAAUGAAACUGGGAACACUGUCAUUGAGUUCGAUGUAGAUGGGGAUGCUGCUGAUGUCGGCGGUGCCACCGGCGGUGCCACCGGCGGUGCUACCGGCGGCGCUACCGGCGGCGCUACCGGCGGCGGCAGCGCCAGCGGCAGCGGCGGCGGCGAUUUGGCCGCCAAUCAACUAUUUGAUCAAGCCUUGGAGGUAAGGGAUGGCACUGUAGAGAUGUGGGACAUCAACUUCGAUGAGACACUUUGGGAUAUGAUCAAUUAUUCCCAAGCUUAUUCAAAUGCCGAAGACGAACACCUGCUUAAUGAUACAUCAAAAUUGCAGGCGGCCCGUAAGGAUAAGGCAAUGCCAAAUGUGGCUGCUAACCAAGCCAUGUCCUUUAAAUGCGAGAAUCCACCGGACAUUCUCAAGCCAGAACAGCAGCCCGAUGCCAAGGAUUUGGGCUCUGUCAAAGAGUUCCUAAUUGAUGAUCCACUUCACUUCUCCAUGCUGGAGACGUCGGCCAAGAAUCAGAAACUGCAGCUGCAGCAGCAACAACUACCACUACCGCAGUACCCGCCAGCAUUGGCCAAUGCUGUAGCUGGCGGACAAUUCACGCUUCCGUUGGGUGAACAGAAGCGCAAGGUGGACGCCGGCUACGUCUCUCUCAAUGAUAGCUACACGGCCUGCUCGUCCGUGUUCGGAUUGACCAACAUGCCUGGCAGCUUUUCUUCGGGCGGCAGUGGCUCGUCCAAGGGCUCUGGCGGCGGCAACAGCGCUGAGCUAUUUGGGGGCGGAGAUCUACGUCCGGCCAAGAUUGGACGCAUGAUGACCGCAGCGGCCGCUGCAGCUGUCGUCGCCUCUCACGGCGCCAAGACCACAACGCGCCAGUUUGAUGAGAACGGCAACGCGUUGGGCGAUGGCUAUGCCGCUGGCAAUGGAACUGGCAGCAGCAGCAGCAACAACAACAACAAUAACAGUAGCAGCAGCAACAACAACAACAAUGGCAGCAGUGGCAACAACAACAACAACGCCAGUGGCAGCUCCUCCUUCACAACGCUUAUCACAACCACCUUGGGCAGCGGCGGCGGUGGCAGCGCAUUGACAGCCCCGCUUCAGCAGCAACAUCAUCAACAACAUCAACAACAUCAUCAUCAGCAACAGCGCUCGAAUAGCGUCUCCACAUUGCUCACAACUGGAGGCAAUACAACAACAACAGCCAUGGCUGCCGCCGCAGUAGCCGCAUCCUUUAACAGCCAAUUGCAGCAGACGCCAGGCUCUGCUGCUGUUGCGCCGUCGCAGCCGCCGACGAAGCUCAAGUCGAAGAAGAAGUCACAGCAGGAGCGCAACACGACCACAGUUGAUGUGGAAUCGGUGGCCGGUUACCGUGGCAAGGAUCCCGUUGAGCAGCUGGUCAAGUACAUUGAGAACGACGGCUCUGCGUGCGCGCAACAGCAACAGCAGCAGCAGCAAAAGAAAAAGGAGCGCAAGAAGCAGAAUAAGCUUAAGAAAUGCAACUCGCUGGAGGAGCUGCGCAGUUGCGCCAAAAUGGAAGUCGAUGAACUGAAGCGUCAGUCGGCCACCACCGAAAUGAUGCGCAACAAAAAGGGCGGAAAGCACAAUUCCGCCUCAGUGGCAGACAUCAACAAGAAUUGCAACAAGGAGCAGCAGCAGCAGCAACAACAGCAACAGCAACAACCAACAGCACAACAAUCGCAACAGACAGCAGCGCCGCGCAAGAGCGAGCGUCGCUCCUGGGGCACCGAGGAGCUGCAGUAUUUGGGCGAGACGCCGCCCGCAUUGAGUGAUGCCAAGUUGAAUGACAGCGGCAACAGCAGCUCCAGCAACAACUGCCCCGACACGCCCUCCUCCUCCUCACAGCUGGGUGCAGCCGGAGCAGCUGGAGCAGCAGCCGCAGCGGGCGCUUUGCAGGCGCUGGAAUUGCCAACGCUGGCGCGCAUGUCCGAAAUGGAAGCGCUGAAUACGGUGCUCAGCGAAACGGCUGAGUUUCAUGUGGUCACCAAAAAGAAGAAACCAAAGAAACAGCGCGCCGUCACCAUGGACGAUGCGGCCGUUGCGGCAGCGGCAACAACUGGCGGCAAUUUGCAGCGCAUGCAACAGAUAACCAAAUCGGCAUCGUCCAACAUGAUGUCACAGCGUUUGCGCACCAACAUAGACUACUACAACAAUAGCAGCAGCAGCAGCAGCAGCAACAACUACUACUAUGCAGCACAUGCCAGCUAUAACAACAACAGCAGCAGCAGCAGCAACAAGCAACAGCAACAACAACAAGCACAGCAGUCACAGCAACAACAACAACACGCUGCCACAUCAUCAGCCACAGCCGCUGCAAAUGCUGCAGCUGCUGCUGCUGCAGCUGUUGUUGCUGGCGGCAGCGGCACGCAGGAUAAUUCGCGUCGCAAGUCCACAUCGUCUAUGCCGCCCUCGGAGAAAUCCGAUUCAAGUGAUCUCGACUCGGUGCACUCGUUGCCCAUACAAACCGUUAAGAAGAAGAGCAACAACAAGCGCGUCGCCGUUCAGGCCAAGCACAACAACAACAACAACAAUAGCAACAAAAACAACAACAGCAGCAACAAUUCAUCGGCGCCCAUUUCAUAUGCGGACAUUGCACGCAACAAACGCGAACAGCUGGCCCAUGGUCACGGCGAGGACAGCGAUGCUGGCGAUGCACCAGGUCUGGUGUCGCCGCAAACGCUGCUGCUGCUGGAAAACAAGCUUAAGGCCAGGUCCAAGCAGCGUCCCGAUUUUCCAGAGCUGCCGGGCGCCAUGGCUGCAACAACAGCAACGGCCGCAGCCAUAGCAGCUGGCGCUGCUGCAGCUGGCGCUGCUGCAGCCGCAGCGCUCAUUAGCUAUUCGCAGAGCCUCAACAAAACAGCUGCCCCCAGUGACACGGAGGCCAACAGUCAGGAACAGCAGCAGGCAACAGCUGUUGCCACUGGCACGCCCGCAGCGACAGCAGCAACAACUGCAACAACAACCACAACAGCAGCUGCGGCAGGCACAACUGCCGGCAGCACCUCGAAUCUGACAACAGCAGGCGCUGGCGCCACAGCGGCACCAGCACUGCAAAAGUCCAAGAGCGUGGAGCACGAUGCCAGCAGCAGCAGCUAUAGCUUCAACAGCAGCAAUCUGGAUCUGCAGUAUCCAGCGCUGGAGAAGACCGUCAAGCGGCACAGCCUCAAUCAUGUCCCGCUGCCGGCGAAUGUGGCCACUGGCUACAACUUUGCAGCAGCUGCCAAGCAGCAGCCGGAAAAGUCCAGCAUGGAAGUGGCACAGAGUGCAGCAGGCGUAGCAGCUGCAGCAACUACCUCAGGCAAGGCCAAGUGCAAGCCAAAGGAGCUCUCGCCCAGCAGCAACAAGAACAAGGAGAAACUCCUUAGCCAGAAGCCUAGUCAAGAUGAGAUAUCGCCGCCGCCGCCGGCGCCGCCCGUUAGCUUCAAUUUGGCCAGUGGCCACAGUGGCGGCACCAUUACCUACAAGGCCACAGCGGCCACGCAGACGGAGGGCGCCAAGAAGCAUAGCGGCGGCACUGCAGCAGCGGCUGUGCAGACCACAUUGCCGCCGGUGGGCAACAGACCGGCUGUGAUUAUACUCAACGAUGAUCGCGACUCGAAGCUGGGCAGGCUCAACAACGAGUUCAUCUUUGGCGAUUUCAAUGAGGACGAACUGAAGCUAUUUGACGAUGCCAGCGACAAGGAGUCCAACGAUAAGCAACAGACAACGGAACAGCAGCUGUUGCAGCUGGACAAGGAGCAACAGACGAUGCCAACAACGGCAUCAACAGCAACCGCUACCGAUCCCAGUUGUGAGCAACAGCAACUGCAAUUGCUACUCAAUGAUUCGGGCACUGCCUCCGAUGUGGUCAACAGCUCGGCCUGCAUGGAUCUGCUGCUUAUCUCAGGGCAGGCGGCACAGUCGUCGCCCAAUGCAGCCGCUAACAACAGCAACACCAGCAACACCAGCAACACAAGCAGCAGCAGCAGCAGCAACAACAAUAGCAACAACAGCAACAACAACAAUUUAUCAACAUCCUCGACACCAUCUUCAUCCGCCUCGUGCUCAACCUCGGCCUCCUCAUCGACGCUGAGCAGCAGCAAUGGCAAUGGCAAUAAUGGCAAUGGCGGCGGUGCCGCCAAUCAGUCCAAUGAUAGCGGCAUCUAUGGCGCUGCUAACAUAUCCAAUACCAUUGCCGCCGCCGCUGCCAUCAAGGAUCAGGUCAAUCAUUUUCUCAGCAAGGCCAGCGCCAGUGCCAGUGCCAGCCACAGCCACAGCCACAGCCACAGCCACAGCCAUAGUCAUAGUAACAGCAGCAGUUGCAGCAGCUGCCACGAUGAGCCGCUGCCCAUGCAGCAGCUGGAGACGUGCAACGAUAUCGAGACGGCAAUUAUAGCGGCCGCACGUGCUGCUGCUGCUGCUGCCGCCUCCUCGCGCAGUGCCAGCUGCAGUCGCAGCAAUUCGCUGGAGCAGCCGCCUGCCACAAAAACAGGCGCUGCCAAAACCAAAUCCCGACCAGCUCUCUACACGACCUACAGCAAUGCCGACAAUCCAGCUGCCCACGAUGAUGAUGAUGACGAUGAUAAUGAUAAUGAUAAUGAUGACGAUGAUGAUGAGGAGCAGCUGCACGAGCUCAGCUUUAUGUCCGAUCUCAAAACGGACUUUGUGGCAACCGCGCCGCCGCAACUGUUGCCCACACCACCGACGCGCCAAUCUCUCAUGUCCAACACGGAGCUCAUUGUGGACUACAUCAGCAGCUCCUGGAAUGCCAUAGUCAAUAGCAAGUACGUGACCUUCUACAAUGAUCAGGAGGAACAGCAACAGGAAACUUAAGGAAUCGAAUGAACUCCUGAUGCCGCUCGUCGCCCUCGGCCGUUGCACUCCUGCUGCAAUUUAAAUUGGAAAAAGGAAAACAAAAAAAAAAACACACACACACACAGGAGAAAAAAAUUAAAGAAAUGAAACGGAAAACUGUAAACAAAAGCAAAAGCAAAAACACACAAAAUUUUAUAUUAUGUUGCAUGGUUAAUUGUUGAACCUAUAUUUAUGUGGUGUGCUGUCCAUUGUUAACACACAAUUGCACACACACACACACACACACACAAAUCACAUCUACCAGCUACACCUACACACAUAUAUAAACAUAUACAUAUAAUUAUAUAUAUACCUGUAUAUAUAUAUUUAUAUAUAUAUUUAUAUUUGCUAUAACAAUACGCUUUUUAAGCUAAUGUAAUGUAUAAUUGUACCAACUAUUGUUGAACUAUAUUGAUCACCAUUGGAAGCCUCACAGAUUAUCAAUAAACAAAAACGAAACAACAA
Drosophila montana is the source of this 7637-nucleotide messenger RNA. RefSeq names its product twenty-four (gene tyf). The coding region runs from base 801 to 7151 and encodes 2116 amino acids. The record is from RefSeq and is a predicted model, not a curated record. NCBI's taxonomy places the organism in Eukaryota, Metazoa, Arthropoda, Insecta, Diptera, Drosophilidae. The transcript is spliced from 8 exons.